AAUUAUUGAAAAAGAGCCUCAAAUAUUUAUGUAGUCAAUUCAUUUGCAAACAUAAAGUGAGAGAUUUCUCAGGAGUGCGUUUUAUCAGCUAAUUAGAAGCACUAGAAAUAUAACAAAAACUGUGCACUCAAUCAUGUAGUGCACAAUAUAUUUUAGAUUAGCGCAAAUUAGUUCCUGCUAACUUGUUUCAUAUUCAACCAGGAUUUAUCAAAAAGUAUUAUAUGUUAUUCUGAUAAAAAAAUUGGAACCCUGAACUUUUCCUUAUCCGACAGUCGGUAAAACAAACUUUGAAAUAACUGUACAUACAAAAUCAAGGGCAGGGGGGUAGGGGAACACACACUACACGAUACGCAUACGUGUGUCGUGUACUCCAUUAUAUCCAUCAUCUAAUCUAUCUGUUGCUCAGGCCGCUCAGGCCUACUGCCGCGCAACCCUUCUUCCAUCGAGAUUUUUUUUUCUAUCACGACAUGCAGCAAUCCGGUCUGUUCAUGCGGACGCAGACUAUGUAUAUCUCUGAUAUGUGUGACACGCGAGUGCACCAUUCAUCGAACAUGUCAAUAACUUUGUUUCAAUGAACUCUCGUUCAGCAGAAUCUUUAAUCUCGUGAAUGAAUAAAAUUGAGCUAUUUUACUGAAUUUCAAAGUGCUUUCAUGCAUCAGCUGUGAUUUGUGUCAUUAUUUAUUUUAUUAUCGUUAAUAUUAUUAUUCUCAUAUCGGAGUAUCGUGUAUCUCGGCCUUUUCCUGUUCCGGUAAAGUUUUAUCCCUCUCAGAAAUGGAAACAACCGCAGAAUUUGACAAAAUCUAUGAUACACAGUUCUGUAUCAUAUAGAAUAAAAACCAAAAUUUGUUUUUUGAAGAGGAUCAACAACAUGAAAGACUUUUUCAACAGUCUGAACAUAUUUACUGGAACUGAAGGAAAGUUGAGAGAACUCUACAAAUUUAUUCAAUUACAUUUAAAUUAAUGUAAAAUAAAGUCUCCCAAAUAAAAUCAACAUAGCUCAGCAUCAAUAUUCAAAAAGAUCAAGACUGAUCAGAAAAAUGGACGGAAUUAUACCAGAAAUGGAACAGAUCAUUAGCCAGCUGGAACGAGGAACCGUUGUGACAAAAUUUUUUCAAAGAAGGCGACCUGAGAAAAAGACUCUACUGAUACGGCGUGAAACUCGACAAAUUGUUUGGUCAAGAAGCGCAAGCGCCAGGCCCUUUGAUGGAUCUGUCGAAAUACGAGAAGUCAAAGAGAUCAGAAUUGGAAAAAGUUCCAAGGACUUUGAAAAAUGGCCCGAAGAUGCGAAGAGGAUCGAAAAUUUACGGUGUUUCGUAGUUUAUUAUGGAUCGGAAUUUCGUCUGAAAACUUUGUCGAUAUCUGCUCUCAGCGAGAAGGAAUGUGAAUUAUGGGUGAAGGGCUUGCGACAUUUGGUACAAGAUACUAUAGAUGCUCCGUAUCCAUUGCUGGUCGAAAGAUGGCUGAGGAAAGAAUUUUACGCAAUGGAAAAUAUGAGAGAAACAGUGACAUUGAAAGAUGUCAAAACGUUUUUACCGAAAAUCAAUUGCAAAGUAUCAACGAAUAAGCUACGAGAGCUUUUUCAAGAAGUGGAUACACGUAACAGGACUGAAUUGGGAUUUGACGAUUUCGUUCUUUUGUACAACAAGUUGAUGUCUGAUUAUACACCUUUCUCUGAUCAAAAUACUCUGAUGAGCUACUCGAGCGACUCGAAAGGGUUUGAAUUGCAAGAAUUUCAAAAUUUUCUCAUCAAUGAACAAAACGAUCCCACUGGUCACGAUUCCUCCAAAGUAUCACGUUUCAUCCGUGAAUAUUUACAAGACCCGCAACGAGAUGUCCAAGAUCCUUACUUCACACUCUCUGAAUUUGUUGAUUUUUUGUUUUCGAAACAAAACGAUAUUUGGGAUCCGAGUUACGAUCAUGUUUCCCAAGACAUGACGAGGCCUCUGUCUCACUAUUGGAUCGCAUCGUCACACAAUACGUAUUUGAUGGGCGAUCAAAUAAGUAGCGAGAGCAGUUGUCAAGCUUACGUGAGAGCAUUGAGAUCAGGCUGUCGAUGUAUAGAACUGGAUUGCUGGGACGGUCCGGAUGGAAUGCCUUUUAUUUUUCAUGGACACACAUUGACGACAAAAAUCAAAUUCUUAGAAGUCAUUAAGACAAUAAAAGAACACGCGUUCGUGACAUCGGAAUAUCCCGUGAUUCUUUCCAUUGAAGACAAUUGCACGUUGCCCCAACAAAGAAAAAUGGCAGCUGCGAUGCAAGAAGUUUUUGGAGAUGCUUUGCUGACCCAACCGGUCGACAAAAACGAAACGUGUUUGCCAUCGCCUUAUGCAUUGCGACGACGAAUAUUGUUGAAGCACAAAAAACUUCCGGAUGGCGUUGACGAAAGCACAUUCGUCGUCCACACGAAUGACAGCAAACAGGAAAUGGAUCUUCGAAAUACAGUGAAAAAUGGGAUCCUCUAUCUGGAGGAACCGAUCGAAAGGGAUUGGAAUCCACACUUUUUCGUAUUGACUCAGAGGAAAUUGUUCUACACUGACACGUUUUCAAGGAGCACGGACAUGGAACACGAUGAGGACGAAGAUGGCACGAUUCAUCGCCCUUCGGAGGGAGUGCCAAACGACGAGUUGCACUUUGGUGAGAAAUGGUUCCACGGAAAAUUGGGUCGAGGCCGAGAAGAAGCUGAAGAAUUAUUGCGACGUUAUUCGCAUCUCGGAGACGGGACUUUUCUCGUACGCCAAUGUGUAACAUUCGUCGGUGAUUAUUGCUUAUCUUUUUGGCGAAAGGGCAAAGUAAAUCAUUGUCGAAUCAAGUUAAAGCAAGAAAUGGGUCAAACGCAGUUUUACCUGAUCGACACGAACUGCUUCGACAGCUUGUACAGCCUCAUAACGCAUUACCGAAAUCACCCCCUUAGGAGUCAAGAGUUCUUGAUAACCCUACAAGAACCUGUUCCUCAACCGAGUAAACACGAGGAAAAAGAAUGGUGGCAUUCCCAAUGCACGAGAACACUUGCCGAAGAAAUGUUGAAACGCGUUCCUUACGACGGCGCUUUUCUAGUCAGACCGAGCGAAAAGGAAUCUAAUUCUUAUGCAAUAUCAUUUAGAGCGGACAAGGAGAUAAAACACUGCAGGAUCAAGUUAGAAGGUCGUUUGUUCAUGAUAGGGACAGUGCAAUUUGAGAGUUUGGUCGAAUUAGUCAGUUACUACGAGCGACAUCCGCUUUACAAAAAAAUCAAGCUUUGCCAUCCGGUGAAUCAGGAGGUGCUGAGACGAGUAGGAUUGGAAGAAGGAGAUGGAAGUGUUUACGGAAUUCCUGGCUACAUGGAUCCGACGGGAUUCGCUUCGAAGGUAACUGUGAAGGCAAUUUAUGACUACAAAGCUCGGAGAGAGGAUGAAUUGACUUUAGUAAAACACGCUAUAAUUACGAACGUAAAUCGCCAAGAUGGUGGUUGGUGGCGAGGUGACUACGGUGGCAAAAAGCAGCAUUGGUUUCCUGCCAAUUAUGUGGAAGAAAUCGAUUACCAGGAGAAUCAAACUGACUCAUCGGAUUCGUUGAUGCUGGGAAAUUUGCAAAAGGGGUCGUUGGACAUAAUGGGAGCUGUUGUAGAAUUAUCCGUCGGUGACAAACCAGGAUUCGACUGGAUUCUAAGAAUACAGAAUCCGAGCAUGUGCUCCGUAUUCGAAGCUGCAACACCCUCCAAAGAUAUCGCUUUGGAGUGGAUGGCAAAAAUCAAGGAAACUGCACAAAACGCCAGUGUUCGGGAAAAUCAACACAAAGAAAUGGAACGUGCUUGGAGAAUAGCGAAGGAAAUGUCGAAUCUGAUAGUUUAUUGUCGAUCGGUCGCAUUUAAUACCGAUAAAAUGAAAUCGAAAGGGUUCGUUUUCCAAGAAAUGAGCAGCUUCCCUGAAACCAAAGCGGAAAAGCUCAUUUGCCAGCAGGAAAAUGCAUUUUUCCUCAAAUAUCAUCAGAUCCAAUUCAGUCGAGUUUAUCCAAAAGGUCAAAGAAUAGAUUCGUCGAACUAUAAUCCAGUUCCUAUGUGGAAUUCCGGAUGUCAAAUGGUAGCACUUAAUUAUCAGACCGGUGACAAGCCUAUGCAAUUGAAUCAAGCUAAAUUUCGUCAAAAUGGAAAUUGCGGUUACGUAAUUAAGCCUGAUUUCAUGUUCCGAGACGAAUUCAGUCCUUACGAUAGAUGUUGUCUGCAUGAUCUCGAAUCUCUCAUGAUUAGCUUGAAAAUCAUAGGAGCGAGGCAUUUGAGCAAACCUGGGAGAGGUACAGCGAGUCCUUUCGUCGAAGUUGAAGUCGUUGGUGCGGAGUUUGAUAGUGGGACGAAAUUGACAACGAAAUCGAUAACUGACAACGGGUUUAACCCAAUUUGGGACGAGACUUGUCAAUUUGAGAUUGCAAAUCCGGAUUUUGCACUCCUUAGAUUCGUCGUUCAGGACGAAGACGUUUUUGGAGACAAGAAUUUCAUUGGUCAAGCCACUUAUCCUGUGCGCUGCUUGAGAACGGGAUACAGGAGUGUAACGCUAAAAAAUAAUUACAGCGAAGAUCUUGAACUCGCUGCGCUUCUCGUUCAUAUCAGGAUCGCUGUGAUAUCCGUAAGAUAAAAAGGAAAUAAUAUUUUUCGGGAGAAUCAUCGAUAGAACGUUCGCUAUGAUUGCGCCGGUUCGUUGUGCCAAAAUUAACGUAGAAUUGGGCAAUAAAAAAAUUUGAAGAGAGUUUUCUCCUCAAAUUGUACGAAAUAAUUCGCUUUUCAAACAUAAUAUUCUGCUUUUUUCAGAUAGUAAAUUUAUUGGAAAAAGUGAAAAACAUCCAAAUUGAGUCCUAUUUACAAUGAGGUUAAUUAGCAUUAAUGAACGUAUCUAUACGUUUUUCAAACAAAUACGAACAUUUUUAAAUAAAAUUAGUUUCACAUAAAAAAUCCUUUUUUUUACUCAAAAUUAUAAUUCUAGUGCUCCAUGGAUAUUGCGUGAAAAGAGCUCAGUCGGUUUAAUGAGUGAAAACUGCACUCACGACAUUUAACAAAUCAUUGAAAAUUCAUUAUUCACUUUUUUUCAUAUCCAAACAUAUCAGUUAUGUAGAUAUUAGUAAACUGAGAGUCAAUAACUUUAGCAGUAAUAGUUUUAAAAUUGACUUAACACGGAGGGGUUACAAGGAUUAUACUUAAUGCCGAGCCUAUCGUCUUUCUUACUCCAGUAUUAGCGGAGUCACUGUUUUGAGAAGAAAUUUUAAAACAUUUAAAAGGGUAUCUACUGUUCAGGGUCGAAAACCUCAAAGUUGUGUCUCGAUCGAUGAGCUAUUUCACCAUCAAAUGCUCAUGUUCCCCAUCAUUUAUUUGACUUUAUAUGAAUCAAUUUUUGACUUUAUUAUUGUUUUUAAGCUUUUCCCUCGCUUACCAUUUCAAUGUAAAAAAAAAGAACUCGCAUUAUUUCAUCCGAUCCAGAAAAAUUAUGUUUGGGAAUCAAUUGGAGAAUUUUUUUAAUAUAUUUUUUUUAAUGUUUUGAAAUGAUUAAAAUAAUUCUGAAAAUUUAUUACUUUUAUCACGAAUCAAGCAAAAUUAUACUUUCAAAUUUUCCAAAUGGAAGAACGUUAAAAAGCUUGUAAUGUUACGAAAUUUAUGGAAACGAUUUCAAACUCCAAUGAUUGAGAUGACAUCAACUACAAAUAUUAAAUGCAUAUUUUGAAAACUAAGAAAAUGUAUGCAAAAAUCACCUAUUUUAGUACUCGCAAAAGAUUAAAAUGACUCUAUUUACAACCAGUACAUGAUAGGUCGUUCAAAAUACUGGUUAGCGAAACAAAGAUGGCAAAUCCAAAAAUAUUUUGUAUAAGAUUAUUGUCCUGUACUUGUAUUAGUAUCGAAUAUACAUAAUAAAAAACUGAAAUAUUGUUACUUCA
This is a messenger RNA of Venturia canescens, 5892 nucleotides long. It is a transcript of the gene sl, whose product is annotated as small wing phospholipase C gamma 1. The coding region runs from base 1038 to 4604 and encodes 1188 amino acids. The record is from RefSeq and is a predicted model, not a curated record. Gene Ontology annotation, biological process: phospholipid catabolic process; positive regulation of epithelial cell migration; release of sequestered calcium ion into cytosol. NCBI's taxonomy places the organism in Eukaryota, Metazoa, Arthropoda, Insecta, Hymenoptera, Ichneumonidae. Gene Ontology annotation, molecular function: protein binding; phosphatidylinositol-4,5-bisphosphate phospholipase C activity. The transcript is spliced from 19 exons.